Molecule: messenger RNA, 727 nt
Organism: Thlaspi arvense
Lineage: Eukaryota; Viridiplantae; Streptophyta; Magnoliopsida; Brassicales; Brassicaceae
Source: the annotation of a GenBank genome assembly
AUGGCACAAAAUCGUCAAGCGUGUGACAGCAACGCAGAACUAAUAGCAAACGGAGACCUACGCGCUCUCCACCCAGUCUUCAAGAUCUAUGGGCAAAGAAGAUGCUUCUCGGGACCAAUCGUGACGCUCAAGGUCUUUGAAGACAACGUUCUAGUCAGAUUCCAGCUAGAGACAAAAGGAGAAGGAGCAGUCUUAGUUAUAGACGGUGGUGGAAGCAUGAGAUGCGCGCUUGUUGGAGGAAACCUCGGACAGUUAGCUCAGAACAACGGGUGGUCGGGGAUUGUGGUGAAUGGAUGCGUUAGGGAUGUGGAUGAGAUCAAUGACUGUGAUGUUGGGGUUAGGGCAUUGGGUUCUAACCCAUUGAAGUCUAGUAAGAAAGGCAAUGGUGAGAAGAAUGUGCCUGUUUAUAUUGGAGGAACUUUGAUUAGAGAUGGAGAGUGGCUUUAUGCUGAUAGUGAUGGUAUCUUGAUCUCCAAGACCGAACUCUCCGUUUGAUUCAGAAGGUUUGAUUGAUGUGCCAAUACCAGAGACACGCUGGUUUAUAUUUCGAAUUCUUAAUAAUCUGUUUUAUACUUCUAUAAAUAAACCCCAUUUCGUGCUAUUUGUGAACUUCUACAGUACAAAAAUAAGAAUGAAUGAUUUGUUUUGUUAGGAGGAGCUGAUAUAAUCAUCUUCUCAAUUUAAAUGACCAUUAAUUAUUAAUUACAAAGCUUUUACUAUAAUACAA